CGCCGCGCUCGUCCUGUGCAUCCUGUCCUACCUGCUGGUGGGGGCCGCGGUCUUCGACGCGCUCGAGUCCGAGGCAGAGAGCGGGCGCCAGCGGCUGCUGGCCCAGAAGCGGAGCGAGCUCCGGAGGAAGUACGGCUUCUCCACCGAGGACUACCGCGAGCUGGAGCGCCUGGCACUGCAGGCUGAGCCGCACCGCGCCGGCCGCCAGUGGAAGUUUGCAGGCUCCUUCUACUUCGCCAUCACCGUCAUCACCACCAUCGGGUAUGGCCACACCGUGCCAGGCACGGACUCGGGCAAGGUCUUCUGCAUGUUCUAUGCGCUCCUGGGCAUCCCCCUGACGCUGGUCACCUUCCAGAGCCUGGGCGAGCGGCUGAACGCGCUGGUGCGGCGCCUCCUGCUGGCGGCCAAGCGCUGCCUGGGCCUGCGGCGGCCGCGCGUCUCCACCGAGAACAUGGUGGUGGCCGGGCUGCUGGUGUGCGCGGCCACUCUGGCCCUCGGGGCCGCAGCCUUCGCGCACUUCGAGGGCUGGACUUUCUUCCACGCCUACUACUACUGCUUCAUCACCCUCACCACUAUCGGCUUCGGCGACUUCGUGGCGCUGCAGAGAGACGAGGCGCUACAGAGGAAGCCGCCCUAUGUGGUCUUCAGCUUCCUCUACAUCCUCUUGGGGCUCACGGUAAUCGGCGCCUUCCUCAACCUCGUGGUCCUGCGCUUCCUGGCAGCCAGCACCGACGCGCCAGAGCGUGCUGCCCGCCGCGCCAGCCCGCUCCGCCUGGGGGCGCCCGAGAGCCAUGGCCCCGCUCUGCCCCGCCGCCCGCCCCGCCCCGGGGGCUCCUCUUCAGUCUCCUACCGCAUCCACCAACUGGAGAUGUGGGCCCGCGACAAUCUAGGCUUUUCGCCCCCCGCGAGCCCGGGGGCUGUGGACAGCGGCGGGGCAGGCAGGCCCCUAUCCCAGAGGCGGAAGUCCAUCUGACAGCCCUACCCCAACCGGGG
Molecule: messenger RNA, 993 nt
Organism: Pteropus alecto (black flying fox)
Lineage: Eukaryota; Metazoa; Chordata; Mammalia; Chiroptera; Pteropodidae
Gene: KCNK15
Product: potassium two pore domain channel subfamily K member 15
Exons: 2
Coding region: 308-973 (221 amino acids)
Biological process (GO): stabilization of membrane potential; potassium ion transmembrane transport
Cellular component (GO): membrane
Molecular function (GO): potassium ion leak channel activity
Source: RefSeq, a predicted model, not a curated record